This is a messenger RNA of Lucilia cuprina (Australian sheep blowfly), 1972 nucleotides long. It is a transcript of the gene Pc, whose product is annotated as polycomb group protein Pc. Bases 270 to 1532 code for a protein of 420 amino acids. The transcript is spliced from 3 exons. The record is from RefSeq and is a predicted model, not a curated record. NCBI's taxonomy places the organism in Eukaryota, Metazoa, Arthropoda, Insecta, Diptera, Calliphoridae.
AGACGUAGAAAUUUUCAAGAGGGAAGAUAAAAUUUGUAUAUUAAGAAAAAAAAAGUGUUGAACACAGCAAGUAUUGUUUUCCGCAAACAAGAGGAGAACGUAAUUAAAUAACAAAAAAAAUAUUUUUAAAAAAAUUGUAUUAAUAAAAAUUAUGUAAAUAGUUGAUUGUAAAUAAAAGAAAUUAAAUCCUUUGCAAAUAGAAAAAAAGUGUUAUCUUAUUAUUUUGUGCUAAAAGUUUAGUAAAAAACAGUCUAAAACUGGAUAAUAUAAUGGGCAGUUCGGAUGAUCGCGUUUACGCGGCAGAGCGUAUUAUACAAAAACGCAUUAGAAAGGGCAUUGUGGAAUACCGCGUAAAGUGGAAAGGCUGGAAUCAACGUUACAACACCUGGGAACCCGAAGUCAAUAUUCUAGAUCGACGACUGAUUGAAAUUUAUGAACAAGGUAAUAAAUCUUCAAGUACUCCCUCAAAACGUGGUCCCAAAAAGAAGGAAAAAGAACGUGAUCCUGAUCCAGAACCCGAAUCCGAUGAUGAAUAUACCUUCACCGAAGAAGAUGCCCAACCAAGUCAUGCCUCAACCUCAGCGGUGGCGGUAAACACUAUUUCCGCAAUAAAUACAACAAAUGCAACAUCCUCCUCCAACUCUGCCUCUUUAACAUCCGCCUCAGCAAAUCAUCACCAUCAUUAUCAUCACGAUAAAGAUAAGGAGAAAGAAAAAGAUAAAGAGAAGAAACAUCAUCACCACCAUCAUCAUCACCAUCACAGUUCUAAGCUAGAGCGUUCGACAAGUAGACGUUCCGAAUCACCGCAUACACAUGGCGAAAGUAAGAGGCAAAAGGAACAUAAUGCAGCAAAUUCCUCUUCUUCCUUGUCAUUUAUACCCGAAGCAGAUACGAAUUCUUCUAGUUCGGAAGAUCAACCAUUAAGUCGAAAGGAAGUGGGUACUAAACGUAAGGCUGAAGUACUUAAAGAAUCGGGUAAAAUAGGUGUGACCAUAAAAACAUCACCAGAUGGACCACCACCCGCCAAAAUACACUGUUCAGUGGAUACAGCAACACCCAUAUCCACACCACUUAAAGCUGAAACUGAACCUUUAUCGCCUGAAACACCAGCCUCAAGGCCGGAACAGGCAACACCCUCAGAAAAACCUCAACAGUAUAAUGCCCAAGAUGAUGAUGACGAUGAAACAUCUUCACAAGCAGAAUCACAAAAUGAAACGGAAAAUAAUAAUAUUCAUCACAAUAAUAACAACAAUAACAAUAGUAAUAAUAACAACAAUAACCAGCGUCAGCAGCAUUUCGAUAAUAAUUUGGAAAAUUCACCGCCUAAACAAAAAACACAACAACCCCUAACACCUCUCUCCCCGCAAGCUUUACCGCCCCGCUUCUGGUUACCCGCCAAAUGUAAUAUUUCCGAUAAGGUAGUUAUAACCGAUGUUACGGUAAAUUUUGAAACUGUUACCAUUAGAGAAUGUAAAACCGAAAGAGGCUUUUUUCGUGAACGCGAUAUGAAAAGUAGUGAUUCUGUAGCCUAGAAAACACAACAGACAGAAAAGAAACACACAAACAAACAAACAAAGAAUGUAAUAACAUGGCCAAAAGUUAAGGAUUUAAAGAUUGCUAAAACAUAUUAACAAAUUCCUAAAAGGCACUUAAUGAGACUAAAUUGUAACUGAAUGUAAAGCAGGACUUUAAAGUUCAAAAUUUGCCCCAUUUGUAUACAAAAUAUUUAUUUUUCUAAGCAAAUUUUGAAUUUAAGUUUUAAAGUAACAUUUUAUUUUUUGCUCCUUUUUGACUUUUUUUUCUUUGGCGCUUUAAAAUCAAGCAAACACUUUAAAAAGAGUUAGUUUUUACUUAGAAGCAGAGAGAAAAAAGUUUGUUAUUGCCUAUAGAAGUGUAAAUAUACUAUAACAGAAAGUAAACUAGCAAGUAAAUAUUUACAAAAGUAUAUUAUACGAAUUACAAUUAUUUAAAA